Dovyalis caffra is the source of this 961-nucleotide messenger RNA. The record is from the annotation of a GenBank genome assembly. Lineage: Eukaryota; Viridiplantae; Streptophyta; Magnoliopsida; Malpighiales; Salicaceae.
AAGACCAGCGCGCGAGUUGUUUGGGAAUCGGAAUGCUCAUCGAGGUAAUGGCAGCAAGCGAAUUCUAAGGCCCCCUGCACAAUGUCGACGGCUUCAGUUAACAGCUGGUGUCUCACCUCCGUCUCUCCCGCUAAGAGAUUACAACCCACAUUACGUCCCUCGGUCUUUGCUAGCCUUGAGAAACGAAGAAAUGGGAAAGGAUUACAAUGAAGCCAUUGAAUCUCUCAAGAAACUCCUCAGUGAGAAGGAAGAGCUGAAAACUGUUGCAGCAGCCAAAGUGGAGCAGAUAACAGCUGAGUUACAGACUGCCUCAUCUCCUGACGCCAAGGCAUUCGAUCCUGUUGAGAAGAUUAAAUCUGGCUUCAUUCACUUCAAGAAGGAGAAAUAUGACAAGAGUCCGGGAUUGUACUCCGAGCUUGCCAAAGGCCAAAGCCCCAAGUAUAUGGUGUUUGCAUGCUCGGAUUCUCGGGUUUGCCCAUCCCAUGUUCUUGAUUUUCAACCAGGGGAAGCUUUUGUGGUCCGAAAUGUGGCUAACAUGGUCCCUCCAUAUGAUCAGACUAAAUACGCUGGAGUUGGGGCAGCAGUAGAAUAUGCAGUUUUGCAUCUGAAGGUGGAAUACAUUGUGGUCAUUGGACACAGUGCCUGUGGUGGAAUUAAGGGCCUCAUGUCCUUCCCAUUUGAUGGAACUACAUCUACUGAUUUCAUAGAAGAUUGGGUCAAAGUUUGUUACCCUGCCAGGACUAAGGUUUUAGCUGAACAUGGCAAUUUAGAUUUCCCAGAACUAUGUACGCAUUGUGAAAAGGAGGCAGUGAACGUAUCCCUUGGACACUUGCUAACCUACCCAUUUGUGAGAGAUGGCUUGGUGAAAAAAACUCUAGGACUGAAGGGUGGUUAUUAUGACUUUGUCAAAGGCAGUUUUGAGCUGUGGGGGCUUGAGUAUAGCCUUUCUCCCUCCCUCUCU